AAGUGGAGUUAGUGGACCAGACCAGUAACUAGUUCAGUCUUUAUCCAUUUUCUUUUGUCUUUGAACCGAAGCCUCUCCUUGUCUAUCUUGGUUUGGUGAGCUGUAAAAUAUCCUCAGUUAUUGCCCUUCGUUAUUUCUAAAGAACUAGAAUUGCAUCUUGAAUUUUGAACUUGACUUAUUCUUCUUCAAUUCUGUGUCCUUUUUAGUCAAUCAAUUGAUCUUUGUUCAUUAUGUUCAUUCUUGUAUCCGGCAAGAAAGAGUACUGAAUUCUCUCUUCCUUUUGCUUUCGAAGUCCUUUCUACUUGAGGCUAUAUGUUAUUAUGUCGGAUUUGUAUUCGAGUUUGUCUCUUGACACGAUUGUAAUUGAUUUGGAAUGUUAAAUGCUUUGUCUGAAUUAGGCAAUUUGUCGAUAUAAUGGGGCUCCCGGCCUCCCACUUGUGUUGUGAUUCUCUACUGCUGCAUUUUGGUGAUCAUAUGUGCCUGAAAAUGUGAGUUUCAAAGAGCAGAAUGAUGUUCAACAUUUUGCGCUGUUUCUUGAUUCCAUUACUAAAACCUCCUCCGUUUUCUCUUUGAGUACCGGUGGAAGAGUUUUGAUUCAAGAGCAUUACAUAGGCAGAGUGAUCAAGCAUAGGCUUUUUAAAAACAAGAUACUUAGUAGAGGAGAAGAAGUUUCAAGUUCUUUUGAAAAACUAGGUUGACUCCGUGAAUUGGAUAUUUGAGUGUUUGAUUGGAAGUAGAAGCGAACAACAGGAAGUCCCCAUGGAUAGAAGGGAUGCAAUGACGUUUUCUGGGUCGACUCCAUAUUAUAUGCAGAGAGGUGUGACUGCUUCUGGCAGUGGAUUACAGGGAUCACCAACUAUAUAUCCAUUAACAGGGGCGAGUGCAUCAUUUCAACCAAAUACUGGAGGAAGUUCAAUUGGAUCAACAUUACCUGUUGAUCCUUCUUCAACAAUGUCAGGUCGGGGAGUCAGUGUAGGGGCACCUUCUGCUGUGCCACAGGGUGAGCCUGUACGUAGAAAAAGGGGAAGGCCUCGGAAGUAUGGACCCGAUGGUAAGGUUUCGUUGGCAUUGAAUCCCACUUCAUCAACUCCUCCACCAACUACAACACCUACUCAAAAGAGGGGUCGAGGAAGACCUCCAGGGAGUGGUCGGAAACAGCAACUAGCUUCUAUUGGUGGAUGGCUGUCGAAUUCAGCUGGGUUUGGUUUUACUCCACAUGUCAUUACCAUUUCUGUAGGAGAAGACAUCACAACAAAGAUAAUGUCAUUUUCACAGCAAGGACCACGGGCUAUAUGCAUCUUAUCAGCAAAUGGUGCUAUUUCCACGGUGACUCUUCGACAGCCAUCAUCUUCUGGUGGCACAGUGACAUAUGAGGGAAGAUUUGAAAUAUUGUGCCUUUCAGGCUCAUACCUUCUUUCUGCUAAUAGUGGUUCCCAUAGUCGUACUGGUGGUUUGAGUGUCUCUCUUGCUAGUCCCGAUGGUCGAGUCGUUGGUGGUGGAGUUGGGGGAGUCCUCAUUGCAGCCAGCCCAGUUCAGGUAAUAGUCGGGAGCUUCGUCUGUGGCAGUUCAAAGACAAAGGAGAAGGAUGGCCAAAGUCUAGGAAGUGCAGGAGAUCUAGACCAACAGACAGUUGAUAAUUCUGUAACCAUUACAAGCUUUCCACCAAGCCAGAAUCUGACUUCAACAUCUUCAAUGGGCACAUGGCCUGGUUCUGUGCAAAUGGCUCAUGGUGACAUUGAUUUGAUGCAUGGAUAACAGUUUCCGGACUGGUAGGUAGGCGAGCAAUGUAUAUAUUGAAUCAAAGCGAACAUGGAGUAAACAUGGAACUAAUUUCUUCAGUCGUACGAGAUGAGAGAAGCUUCCUCCUUAAAUCUCGUACAAUGCCAAUCAUAGAUGGUUGUAGUAUUUUUGCAGUUUAAGUGAAAAAUCUUGUAUUACACUGCUCUUUUAAAAGUGCUGACUUUAACAACUAUGAGAAAACUUGUUCUUUUGAAGAAGAAGCUGGAUUCAACUGUAUUGCGGAUAGUUUUGUUGACACGAGUAUAGAAGCUGAAAGAGAAGGAUCAAUUUUUUUAGGCUCUGUGGCCAUUGUGGGAUGCAUAUCUACCCAAGAAAGGGAAUUCCAGUGAACCCUUGACCAGGGUUGCAAUAUGUAACUUGUGAUCUUUUGGUGAAAGUUUUAUUGAACUGAGUAUAAACCU
Messenger RNA from Coffea eugenioides, 2201 nucleotides. Its product is annotated as AT-hook motif nuclear-localized protein 9-like. The record is from RefSeq and is a predicted model, not a curated record. The transcript has 5 exons. Gene Ontology annotation, molecular function: minor groove of adenine-thymine-rich DNA binding. NCBI's taxonomy places the organism in Eukaryota, Viridiplantae, Streptophyta, Magnoliopsida, Gentianales, Rubiaceae. The coding region runs from base 760 to 1755 and encodes 331 amino acids.